GAAGCGAAUUCGAAUUUAGUCUGCUGCAAACCAAACAACCAAUGUCGGUCAGGUCGAAUGUUGUCAACAAAACGAAGUUUGGUAGACCCCCUAUAAUUGUGGAAAAAUAGGUUUUUGUUUAUAUAGCAGUGUAUGUCCAUAAGUCCAAUAAUAGUUGGCAUUGGGUACACCAAUUAAGUAAGGCCAUUUAAAAACAGUUCUACCUGUAGUUGAAGAAGAACAAGUAAAGCAAUAAACAGGUGCUGAGACAAUAUUGUAUACUCAGCCGAAUUUUGCCGAAUAUUGUUCUUAAGUGUUGGCUUAUUUUAAAUCUCGGUUUGAAGUGAUGGAAGUUACAAAUGUAUUUGGGUCUGUGAUCCUUAUACACAUAUUCAUAUAUUGCUUCGAUAGAUAUCUGAAGAGAAACAAUUCACAGAGAUACCUGAACUUUCUAUCUGUGACUCCUAUUCAAAUUGAUUUCAUGAGUUUACGAUGGACUACAUCACUGUUUAAUAAAAAAAUUAGCAACUGGGCAACAAGGAAAAAAAAAAAAUUAUGUUGGUGGUAUAGUCUUGGAACAAUGAUUACCAUUUUGCUUUGCAUUCCUUCAUUGAUCCUGUUGGCCAGCACAGCUGUUGUAAGUUUUGAAAAUAUAAGACAACAUAAGAAUGAAGAAGCCAUACUUCAACCUGUUGUUCCAGGAGUCAAUUUACCCUCAACCGAUUUACCAUACUAUUUAAUUACACUCUUAGUUUGUACAAUUGUUCAUGAGACAGGUCAUGCUUUAGCUUCUGUAAGUGAGCAGAUCCCAUUGAUAAGUUUUGGCCUUAUUGUUUGGCUUGUUCUUCCUGCUGCAUUUGUUGAGUUGCCAACAAAGGAUGUGACUAGCCUUUCUCCAUGGAAGCAACUAAAGAUCUACUGUGCUGGGGUUUGGCACAACAUUGUCUUAUCAAUAGUUGCAUUUUUUAUUGUGACGUCUCUGCCCAUCUUGCUGAUGCCAUUAUUUCAAACCGGGGUCGGAGUUUCUGUUCUCAACUUAGAUGGGUAUUCAGUAGGUGGAUAUCACGAUUUUCAAAUUGGAGAUCAAUUGACAGGUGUCAAUGGUUGUCGUGUUACAGAGGACAACACUUGGGAACGAUGUUUGGCGGCUAUUUUACAUGCAUCUUCGUCGGGUUUCUGUGUUAAUAAUGCAUAUCUUUCGAGUGUCGUAGCCAAUGAUCAAUUAGGCUGCUGUAAUAACUCAGAAUUAAGUCAGUCACAUUUGUGUUUCCUUUCAUCAUCUGAUUCAAUCUCAAGAAAUCGCUACUGUUUGAGAGCAAGGGAAGUUUCAGAAUCAUCCACAGCUUGGUGUUCCAAUCAUCAAGAUUGCUUUCAUAACCAAUCAUGCCUUAAACCAUUAUUUCAUUCAGAAUUAGAAAACGAAACUGAUUCCUCGAGGCUAAUACUGAUCCAGCGAAAGAAUGCCGCCUCUAUAAUUUUUGUAGGCCAUCCUGACGAGAUUUACCGAUCUGUUUCUGUAUCAAACUACGUUCCUAGGACAUUUAUUGGUCCUAAAUAUGUUAAUGUGAUAUUCCACUUAAUGUGGUAUUUGUUUUCUUUUUCUGCUGGUUUGGCUGUCUUAAAUGUUGUUCCUUGCAUUUAUAUGGAUGGUCAGUAUAUUGUGGGAGCACUUACAGAAAUGGUAUUUGAAGGUUGCGAAAGUGGUUCAAUGAAACGGCAAGCUCAACGCGCCCUUAUUUUCUCCGGAACUUCUCUUGUUAUCGUCAAUAUUGCGUUUGGUUUGCUUUCAUUGUUUUUGUAAUAAUUCAGGUUUGAAAGAUUCCUGUAUCCUGCAUUAAAAUACAUUUUUCAGGGAUGGUAAAUCCCUGGUUAAUGCACGAAAAA
Messenger RNA from Daphnia magna, 1863 nucleotides. It is a transcript of the gene S2P, whose product is annotated as membrane-bound transcription factor site-2 protease. The transcript has 5 exons. Gene Ontology annotation, molecular function: metalloendopeptidase activity. NCBI's taxonomy places the organism in Eukaryota, Metazoa, Arthropoda, Branchiopoda, Diplostraca, Daphniidae. Gene Ontology annotation, biological process: membrane protein intracellular domain proteolysis; regulation of response to endoplasmic reticulum stress. The record is from RefSeq and is a predicted model, not a curated record. Gene Ontology annotation, cellular component: membrane; cytoplasm. Bases 326 to 1780 code for a protein of 484 amino acids.